ACAGUGAUUUAACAGUUGAUGUUGAAUGGUUGUGUGAGGUACUUUUCCAAGUUUAUGCAAUAAUGGAUAGGUAGAAGGGAAACACGCACUGACUGAUCGUUCUUCGUUUCUCGCUGGCUUUAUUUUUCUGUGUGAGAUAUAAUUGUGCAUCUGUGCUUAAUAUUGUAGCAUUCUAUAUUUGUGAAAAUUACCAUAAUGAGGAAAUACUUUUAAAAAUCAAUUUCUUUUUUUAACUUGUUUAAAAUUUUUGUGUGCUCUUUGACAUAUUGUGCCUCAUCAUGACCAAUACGUUCUCUAAAAUUGUUCAGAAAAUUUCUGAUAAAACCUCGAUACCACCAGAGAAAGUCAGCUUAUGUAUGGUGAGUGGUGUUUGCCUUCUAUAUGCUACUCGUGUUGGAUUUCCUAUGCUCGCAAAAACUAUAAAAAGUCUUAAAAAUCGAGCUACUGAAGCACAGCAACAGAUUUCAUCUACAAGUCCUCAGAAAAAUGCAUGCAGUCCUGUGAUAUCUGAUAAUGAGUUAAUUGAUGAAGUUGAAACAUGUAAAGAAGCAGGAGAUGGCAAAAAAGAAGAAAGCAGUAUAUAUGAUCUAAAAAAUUUUCCAGCUUUUAACAAAGAGUUUCUUCAGCAAUUGGCAAAAUUAAUUAAAGUGAUGAUACCUGGUGUUUGGAACAUAGAAGCUGGUUUACUGAUUUUGCAUACCUUCUCAUUAAUUAUGCGGACAUUUCUGUCUAUAUAUGUAGCAAAAUUAGAAGGUUGUGUAGUUAAAUUUAUUGUCCGUAAAGAUAUCCGUAUGUUUACAGUGCAAUUGACAAAAUGGUUGUUAAUUGCACUUCCAGCUACAUUUCUUAAUAGUUUAAUCAGGUUUCUAGAAAGUCAGCUAGCCCUUGCAUUUCGUACAAGGUUAGUACGGUAUGCAUAUUCUUUGUACUUCAAGAAUCAAACUUAUUACCGAGUGAGCAAUUUGGAUGGCCGACUAGAAAAUGCUGAUCACUGUUUAACAGAAGACAUUACAUCUUUCGCUCAGUCAAUAGCACAUUUAUAUUCACACAUAACAAAACCUCUCCUUGAUUUGAUCAUUAUAAAUUUUACUCUAUUUAAAAUGGCAAGCAGCAUGGGUUCUUAUGGAAUGUCUGGACAGUUGUUUGCAGCUGCUGUUGUUUCUAUCACUGCUCAUAUUCUACGUAAAGUCACUCCAAAAUUUGGAAAAUUGGUUUCUGAAGAAGCCAAACACAAAGGAUAUCUAAGAUUUGUGCAUUCUCGACUUAUCACAAAUGCUGAAGAAAUUGCUUUCUAUGGAGGUCAUAAGGUUGAAUUGUCAUUAUUGCAGAGAAGCUAUAAGGCUUUGGCAUGGCAGAUGAAUAAAAUUUAUAACAAAAAACUGUGGUAUGUUAUGUUGGAGCAAUUCCUUAUGAAGUAUUGCUGGAGUGCAGCUGGUAUGAUAAUUAUAUCCUUACCCAUAAUGACAGGAUAUACAAAAACAGAUGCAAAUGACAGUUACAGUGAUGAUGGCGUCAGUACACGGACACAGUACAUGACAACUGCAAAAAAUAUCUUAAUUGCUGGUGGUGAUGCUACUGAAAGACUUAUGUCAUCUUACAAAGAAAUAACUGAAUUGGCUGGAUAUACUGCUAGAGUUUCAAAAAUGCUAACUGUAUUUGAAGAUGUGUCAGAUGGAAAAUACCAACGUACUCUUACUGCUAGUUCUUCAAAGUCAUUUAAAAAAGCUACAGAAUUGAAGAAUCUGAAAUUCAAGAAUGGCAUGCCUGAGAUCAUUGGCCAAGUUAUAGAGAAAAAUGGCAUAAUCAAAUUGGAAGGUGUUCCUAUUAUUACUCCUAACUGUGACAUAGUUGUUCCAAGUUUAUCUUUUAUUAUGACUACUGAUAUGCAUCUGCUUAUAACUGGUCCAAAUGGGUGUGGCAAAAGUUCAUUGUUUCGAAUAGUAAGAGGAUUAUGGCCAGUAUAUGUUGGUGUUUUAGAAAGACCUCCAGAAAAUCAGAUGUUCUAUAUUCCUCAAAGACCUUAUAUGUCUGUUGGGACUCUUCGGGAUCAAGUAAUUUAUCCUCAUACUGUUGAAGAUAUGAAAGAACAUAAUCUUACUGAUGAUGAUCUUUUUAAAGUGUUAGGAAUUGUUCAUUUGCAACAUAUAGUGUUUAGGGAAGGUGGAUGGAAUGCCAAAAGAGACUGGAAAGAUGUGCUUUCUGGAGGUGAAAAACAAAGAAUGGGAAUGGCCAGACUCUUUUACCACAAGCCACAGUUUGCUCUACUGGAUGAAUGUACUAGUGCAGUUUCUAUUGAUGUUGAAAGUCAGAUAUAUCAAGCUGCUAAAGACAAUGGAAUUUCCCUUUUAACUAUAACUCAUAGGCCAUCACUUUGGAAAUUCCAUACACAUUUACUACAGUUUGAUGGUGAAGGUGGUUGGAGCCUUGAACCAUUAGAUACUAAUACCAGGCUCUCAUUACGAGAUGAGAAAGAGAAGCUUGAAGCGUCUUUAACUGGUGUUCCUCAAAUGGAAAGAAGAUUAAGGGAAUUGUGCACUUUGCUGGGAGAAGAUUCUGCUGUUAUGAUGGAUUCCACUUCAGAAUUACCAUCUCCGCCAAAAGAAGAGUCUCCAGAAAGCAAUGACUCUUCAUACGAUUCUCCAGUAAUGAUUGAAAAUUUAUCCGAUUAAAUAAGGCAAUAUUUAAAUCUUGUCAUGUGUAGCUUUAUGUAAAUCUAUAAGCUUUAAUUCAAACAGUUCAGUUUCUUAAGAGUGUCCCAAAUUCUCAUUCAAAUGUCUCUGUCAUAUUUUCAGCAAUUAUUUCUCGUCAACUACUUUGAUCGUCUAAUUAGUAUACAUUUCAUUUUGAACUUGAGCAUAGUGUGCACUUAAGGUCCCAUAUGUUUAUAAACUUUCAUUUUCUGUGUAACUGAUUUUUUGUUUGUUUCUUAAACAUGCCGCAUAGUUAAAAUAAUCUACUUAAUUUUUAAUAUCUUCUGAUUUUCUGGGAAGUAAUUAAAUGUGCAUAACUUAUGCCCUUAACUUGUAAUUGCGUGCUGCCUUACACUAAGGCAUAACAUCAUGUCCUUUUUCUUUGAGGGUCAGACAUUCUCUUAUACAGAGUUGUAUGAAAGCUUGGAAAAAGGAAUUUCGUUGCAUUUGUCUUUAUCUAUUGACCAUGGUUCAAAAUUAUGAGGUCUUUUCCAAAAUAGCCAUCAUGUUGCUUCAAAACAGGAUUUUAAUAGAAUUACAUCAAAUUUAUUCUGUUCCUUCAAAAUCCACCGUAGAUACCAAAAUUUAAUUGGCUCGACAUAAAAUAUGUCGAGCCAAUCUCAUGAGCGUUAAAGGGCCUAAUUUAAAUUAGUAUUCUUAAGUUUUCUUUAAUACAUCAAAAGUUUGUUGACAGAAGUUUGUUUCUUUUUUAGAACUUCUUUGAUAGUUAUUCACAAUAUAUGAGAAUAUGGCAAAAUUCUUACUUAUGUUUUAUCAGAUUUCACAUUCUUUGGAUUCUCAUUUAAUAACCAAAAUGUGAAGUAAUCCAUCCAAAUUGAUUUCUUAUAUGUAUAAAAAAGUCGUCGAAUGAAUUCGAUUGAAUUUGAGUAUUGUAUUGUAUUGAUGUAUUGAAUUUCAGUAUUGUAAUGUAUUGAGGUAUUGAAUUUCAGUUGAUUGCAUCCAUCAUUAAUAUCUUAUAAAAGUAUUAUGUGUUUAAUUAUUAUAUUUGUAUUUGGCUAUAUCAGAUUACAAGUAGUAAGAACUAGAUACCAUUUUCAAAUGGAAGAGGUUUUAAGAUUUUUAUUCAUUUCAAAUUAUGUUCAAUUUUCAAAACAUUUUGUUCUUCUGAUAAGAUAUUCAAUUCAUGCUGAUAAGAAUUUUAAUCCUACUUUUAUUUCCUAUUUUACUUAGUUUUGUGGUAUGCCAUAAUUGGGACCUAUCUGUUAAAUCAGUGUUGUAGUUUUUUUGAAGAAUGCAGUAUUUCUGUUUUGGAAUUCUAAUUAGAUCUCAGGUUUUCAAGCUAAUUUUAGUGUUGUGAUUUUUUCCUUUGUCUUUUCUUCUAUUGUACUUGAAUUCUUAUUGUAUUGUGGGCAUUCACUUUCCUUAAUCUUUUCACAACUGUUAAUAAAAUGGAGCGGCAACCCUGUAAUUUUAAAUUAAUAAACUGUUCCGCUUACACAGUCGUAUACAUCCAUUAUUGCUUCAGUUUAAUGUACAUAUUCUACGAUUAUAAGGAAAGGCAUUUAUAUUAAUAGAAACGAUCGUGUUAAGGACAAUUUAAUUAAAUUACUUCUUAUUUCAUUUAUAUAAGAAGUCUUUGAAUUAAAUGUUGAAGUUUUUUAUUGUUUUAUUUCUAAAUUAUGUUAAUCACUAAGGCACUUAUCAUAGAAUCAGAGAACUGAAAAAUAUCUAUUCUUUUGUGCGUAUAUAUGUAAUUUUAGUAAGCUGUGUAUAUAUAUGUGUGUGAUACAUGUUUAUAUAUAUGUAAAAAUUUAUGUAAAUUUGAGUAUAAUAUAUAUAUAUUACAAAUCCUAUUACCUUUUCAUCAAAUGUUUGUACAUAUUGAUUCAAAUUUAUUUUUAUCUCUACUGUUUGAUUGCUGUUACUAAAUCUAUUCAUAUAUCAUUUGUUAUUAAAAUUGACCUGGUGUGAUCGUAUUCUCGCUGCUAUUUUUUUUUAAAGUGAAAAUUUAGCAGUUACUUGACACUUUGAAUACAUUUCAAAACUUCACAAAUGAACGCAAGUUAUAAAAUGAAAAAAAAAAAAUCCAAAUUAGCAUGUUGAAUACUUUAAAUAAUUAUUGACAUGCUCUAAAUUUUUAUGCAUAUUUCGUCUACUUUGCAAUGAAGGGCAGUAUUGAAUUAUUUCUUUGUAAUUUUAUAUUAACAUUCUAGCUGGAAAAAAAUUUCCCGGCUCAUUAGUAAAUAUUUUAUUAAAAAUAUCUUUUGUAUAUUUUAAAAAUACUCUGUUUUAUUAAUUUGUUAUUCAACUUAUUUUGAAUAAUUUGAUUACUAUCACAUAUUUCUGAAGAAGAGACAAAUCUUUGGAGUGGAGUUUGAUAUGUUUCUGUUAUUACAUAUACGAAUAAUAAUACAUAUUGGUCCCUUCUGGAAACAAAUAUCUACAUGUUAAAUUACUGGAAAAUUAUUUAUUUACUUUUUGAAAUUACCGUAUUCAUUUUUAUAGAUCAGAAAAAGCAAUUUCUGAAUUAAAACUGACAUAUUGUGAUAUCAAAAUAAAAUUACUUCUACUUUAACCUAUCAUUUUUUUUUUUUUCAUUACUACAUAUUAAAUUAAGACAUUAUCUUGAGUGCAGUAAUUAUUUUCAGUAUAGUAGAUGAGCAUGGUGAUUUCGUCAUUUUAAUUUCACCAUUUUUCAGUUUUAAAAAAUCUACGGGAACGGUUUUUCGUUGUUAAUAUUAAAGUCGUUAUCAAAAAAAGUUGUAUUUUAUUUUAUUAUUUUAAUCUUUGCUGUCUUUUUUUAUUUGUGAUCAAAACAAUCAAUUGUUUUAAAGAUUUUUGUCGAUCUAUUACAGAUUUUAAUUGUUAAGGUUAACACUGUAUUUAAAAGUAAUUAGUUUAUAUAUGUUAUUCAUUAUUGCUUGUUUCUGUGUUAGUUUAUUUAUUUGCAUGUAUUAGCUGAUUUUGUUUACUCCCCAUUCCAUUUAGGUAUUAUUAUUAUUAUUUUUACAUAUCAAUAAAUUUUGUUUAUACACUGUU
Molecule: messenger RNA, 5690 nt
Organism: Argiope bruennichi
Lineage: Eukaryota; Metazoa; Arthropoda; Arachnida; Araneae; Araneidae
Gene: ABCD
Product: ATP-binding cassette sub-family D member 2-like
Exons: 10
Coding region: 279-2669 (796 amino acids)
Biological process (GO): very long-chain fatty acid catabolic process; fatty acid beta-oxidation; long-chain fatty acid import into peroxisome
Cellular component (GO): peroxisomal membrane
Molecular function (GO): long-chain fatty acid transmembrane transporter activity; ABC-type transporter activity; ATP hydrolysis activity
Source: RefSeq, a predicted model, not a curated record